Messenger RNA from Sapajus apella (tufted capuchin), 3511 nucleotides. RefSeq names its product transmembrane protein 247 (gene TMEM247). The transcript is spliced from 3 exons. The record is from RefSeq and is a predicted model, not a curated record. The coding region runs from base 1703 to 2377 and encodes 224 amino acids. Gene Ontology annotation, cellular component: endoplasmic reticulum. NCBI's taxonomy places the organism in Eukaryota, Metazoa, Chordata, Mammalia, Primates, Cebidae.
UGGGCAUCCUGUAUUUAUCUGGCAAUUUUACUCCUAUUGCUUGAAGCAGGAUAUCUUACACAACAGCUGUCAGAUCAUUUGCACGGUCACCACCAUAAUGUUGCGAGGGGAAAGAUUUGCAAGGACAGAAAGUAAACCUUGAGCAUUCUCUUCUCUCCAGUGGCAAAUCUACCCCUUACAAUAAUGGUGAUCAUGGCUAUCGUUUGCCUAGUUAGUCCUUGUGUGGGCAGCUCGUGGGCUAUACACCCUAUCUAAUUUUCACAUCGGUGCUGCAACGUAGGGAAGUGGCUAAAUCUUUAUCCCAUUUACAAAUGACUACACUUUCCCUUGGUCACACAGCUAGAGAGAGUAGCAAAGCCGGAAUUCAAAUGCAGCCCUGUCUUUGCACAUUGCAAUCCUGCUUUCAACCACCGAAGAUGUUUCGCUGUGGUUUUCACAAAAUGGAAGAUGACAAAAUAUAUUCCCCAGCCCUUCAUUCUACCCACGUGGGAGGAUGGAUGACAGGUUGUAUUAGUGUCCUAGGUUUGCUGUAAGAAUCACAGACUGGUUGGUGUAAAUGACAGAAAUGUAUUUUCUCACAAUCCUGGAGACUUGACAUCAGAGAUCAAGGUGGCAGCAGGGCUGGUUCCUUCUGGGUGCUGUGAGAGAAUGAUCUAUUCCAGGUCUGUGAUGGUUCAUUUUAUGUGUUGAUGUCAUUGAGGCAUUGGAUGGCCAGAUCUCUGAUGAAACCAUCUUUCUGGGUGUUUCUGGAAGAGAUUAGCAUUUGAAUUGGUGGACUGAGUAAAGCAGUCUGCCCUCUUCGGUGUGGAUGGGCCUCAUCCAAUCCAUUGAGGGCCUAAAUGAAACAAGGCGGACUGCGGUUGAAUUGGUGCUCUCAAUUCAAUUGCCUGACUACAGUGAGGUGAGCCGUCAGUCUUCUCCUGCCUUCAGACUGAGACUUCCACCAUUAGUGCUCCUGGUUCUCAGGUCAUUGCGCUCAGACUGGAAUUGAUACUACCCACUUUCCUGGGGCACCAGCUUGCAGUUGGGAGAUCAUAAAACUUCUCAGCCUCCAUAAUGGCAUGAGACAACUCUGUAAUAAAUGUCAUUUUAUGUUCUGUUUCUUUGGAGAACCUUAAUACAAGGCCUCCCUCCUUGGUUUGUAGAUGGCCAUUUUCUCCCUUGUCUUCACAUCGUCUUCUUCUUACAAGGACACAGUCAUACUGGAUUAGGAUCCCACCCUCAUGAUCUCAGUGUAACGUAAUCGCCUCUAUAAAGACCCUGUCUUCAAAUAAGGUCACAUUCUGAGUUACUGGGGGCUGGGAGUUAAGACUUCAACAUAUGAAUUUUGGGAAGAGAGGGGGACCCGGUUUAGCCCAUAAGAGGGUUUGUGGGGCCGUGACUCAUCCUAACACAAUCUUCAUUUAAAAAAGGAACCCAAGGGAAUAGAUUUCAAAUGCUGGAAUUCUGAGUUUCACGAGGUGGAACUCUAAUUUUUAAAGUAGUCCUCAGAGACAGGAAAGGCCCAUCUUGCAGUUCUUAAUGUUAGCACCUCAAAGGUGUCACACUCUCCACCCAAGGGGCCCUAGCAACUUCUAGAAUGUCAAUUAUUAUGAGGACAGGGGAUUGUGAUGGUUGCUAGUCUAUGGAAUCUGGUGAGGCCUAAUGUCAGCACCUCAAAUGAGGUCCGGUGGCCCCACCUGGCAGCAUUCUGGUUUUCUGGAUGGCAACAGAAGACAGGGAGAUGAUGGAAGCCCGGGGUGCGGGAGAAAGUUGCCCGACCUUCCCCAAGAUGGUGCCUGGUGACUCCAAGUCUGAAGGGAAGCCAAGGGCUUGUCUGGAGGCAGAGUCCCAGAAGCCAGACUACUCCUGUGACCACUUGGAAGAGAUGGAAGCUUGUGAGGAUGGAGGCUGUCCAGGGCCACCUAAAUCGCUGUCCCCCAAGUCCUGCCCUGCCACCAAAGGCCAGGCAGGUGAUGGACCCAAACCCGCAGAGCUGCCCCCAGCCCCUGGGACCGAGCACAAUGCUGAGAUGGACCUGGAGAAGGUGCGCAUGGAGUUUGAGCUCACGCGGCUCAAGUACCUGCACGAGGAGAACGAGCGGCAGCGGCAGCAUGAGGUGGUGAUGGAGCAGCUGCAGAGGGAGGCGUCACCCCACCUGUUCUCAGGAGGCCUCCAGGACCUCCUGCUGCCCCAGAACCAGUUUGCCAUGUUCCUGUACUGCUUCAUCUUCAUUCACAUCAUCUAUGUCACCAAGGAGAUGGUCUUCUUUCUCUUCUCCAAGCACUACCUGUUCUGCAUCGCGACCAUUUUGCUCUGUUUGAUUAAAACUUUCUGGUCAUACUUCCAAGUGCCUUUGCUCUCUCCAUCACUAGGACCCUCACCCCUGCCAUGCUAGAGUGUUAUCAGUGCGUGAUCUCAGCCUCCCAGCACCUCCUUUUAUCAUUUUGUGCCUCUGUCCAAUCAGAAUCCACUCUUAGGAAGGGCACUGCUGCCCAGCAUUUCCACCUGAGAGUGAAGAAACAUGUUCAUGCCCCUUAGGCAGAGCCUGAGUUCUCACUGUGGACAUGAUGUUUUGUCCCAAGAGGAAGAUUUCAAAUGUUAGCAGGUCAGGGAGGUUUCUGCAGGGAAGGAGGGUUUAGAACACCUUUCUAAAAUCACAGAAGCACACCAUGACCAAGCUGGCUUUGGUUUCACAUCUACUCAUGUCCAUAGAUCCCUGAGGGUUGGAAAGCCUGUGGUCUGCUUGGAGACAGCCCCUCCAUCUCCUGCAAAGAUGUCUAUGUCCUAAUCCCCAUGAAUAUGUUACCUUACAUGGUAAAAGAGCCUGAGAUUUGAUUAAGGACCUUGCAAUGGGGAGAUGAUCCUGGAUUAUCCAGGUAGGCCCGUGGUAGUCACAAGCGCCCUUAUAAAAGGGAGGCAGGAGGCUGAGAAUCAGAGAGAUGUGACCAUGGAAGCAGGGGGCAGAAUGAUGCAGGGCUGUGGGUCAGGGAAUGUGGGAAGCCUCUAGAAGCCAGGAAAGGCAAUAAAGGGAUUCUCUGCUAGAGCCUCCGGAGGGGGCCCUGCGCUGCUACCCCACAUUAGACUCCUGACCUCCAGAACGUUAGGAGAAUAUGUCUGUGUUAUUUUAAGCCGCUAAGUUUCUGGCAAUUUGUUACACCAGCCACAGGAAACUAAUGCAGGAGCCAAGACUCCCAAGCGCUCUCCAGCUGUGCCAACAUGGCAGGAUACCAUCACCAGGCCACUGGCCAGGCUUCAUUUAGCACUGGGCCUGAGCAGACUUGUACACAGCUGGACUUGAGACAGCAUAUGGUUAAAAAGGAGAGGCAGUGAAGCUCCAGAGAGCCCGGCAUAGGCCUAGCUGAACCCGGUGGACAAGGGGUAUCCGUAUCACUGAGCUGUGUAUCCUCUGGGUGAGGCAUGUGGCAAAAUAAAGGCAUACUUCUAGGGGACAUAGGGAAGAAGGAAUUUAAGUGCCUGAUUGGGCCCAGAGGACAUCAUUAAUUCUACUCUAUUGGAAAGCUGGAAAUGG